Molecule: messenger RNA, 1965 nt
Organism: Cydia splendana
Lineage: Eukaryota; Metazoa; Arthropoda; Insecta; Lepidoptera; Tortricidae
Product: nucleolar protein 58-like
Exons: 4
Coding region: 268-903 (211 amino acids)
Source: RefSeq, a predicted model, not a curated record
ACAAAUAACACGCUUACUUCAACUUGUAUAAAACAAAACAAAAGAUGCGAACAUUGUCUUAUCGCGGGCGAUAAAACAAAAGAUGCGAACAUAGAUAACCGCGCACCUAACCCUCCCGGGCUUUGGCGUGGUGCGUGGUUAUUUCAUUUCACAGAUUAUUAAACUUACCAUUUCAAUUAUCAUCCAGUCGUCGUGUGAAGGUGCGACUAGUGUAGCUGUAGCGAUUAGUUUAUCAACUAAUUUAAUUUAAUCGUGGUAUCGGUAAUCAUGGAUGGUCUCCUUAAAAAGGAAGUGAAAGAAGAGAUGCAAAGUGUGAAGGAUGAGCCAGUGUAUGACGACGGUGCCGACACGAGCGAGGCUGCGCUGGGCGAGCUGUACGCCGAGCACGAGGUCAAGGAUGAGCUCGUGCUGGGGACGGAGCGCCAGCACCGCCCCGGUAUCGGCCUCGCGGUGCGCGGUCUCCUUAAAAAGGAAGUGAAAGAAGAGAUGCAAAGUGUGAAGGAUGAGCCAGCGUAUGACGACGGUGCCGACACGAGCGAGGCUGCGCUGGGCGAGCUGUACGCCGAGCACGUGGUCAAGGACGAGCUCGUGCUGGGGCCGGAGCGCCCGCACCGCCCCGACGUCGGCCUCGCGGCUAUGGAAACAUCAAAAUCGCGAAAUAAAACCAGGGAAGAAAUUUUAGAAGCCAAAAGGAGAGCUAGCCGAAUACGUCAUGAAAAAAUAAAAAAAGAUUCUAAACUACGUGCACUGAGAAAAGAACAACAAAAAGAACACUAUGCAAAAAGAAAGAGAGAUAAGCGUGUCGUAUCUAUUAAAGAUAAAAGUACAGAUGAACAGCAGAAACAAAGACAGAAAUGGCGUGAAAAUUCGAGAGCAUAUUACUGCAAAAAAAAAGCAGACUAAGGAAAUACUCCAAGUGAAUAUUAAGCCCCGCAUUCACACUCCUACCUUGUAGUCCGCCUCGUUGGGUAGGAUGGUGUAUGGGGGUUGCGGACUACGAGCCGUCCUACCGUUUAGCCGUUUGUAGGACGGCUCGUAGUCCGCAACCCCCAUACACAAUCCUACCCAACGAGCCGGACUACAAGGUAGGAGUGUGAAUGCGGGGCUUUAGGGAAGAAGAAGAAAGUGAAUUGAUUGAGUCUAGCGGCGGCAGUGACAAAGAUCCCUUACUCGUUGAACCGCCAUAUUCAGUGAGGCAAGACACAAACAAAAAAAAAUGUGGUUACUGUACUUUCGGACGUCAAAGUAAACUAUGGUCUUAAAACCCUUAAAAAUCUCGUAUCGCCCAAUACCAGGGUUUGGGAACAUAAUUUUUCAUCUUUGGCUGUGGGAAAAAGUAUUAAAGAAUUAAAACAUAAGUAAAUGUUUCACAGAGUGUGGCCAGUCAAUUGUCACAAGAAAAAGGCGGCAAAAUCAAAUUUUACAGGUGACACGCUGAUAGUACGCCGAAUACAUGUGUAUAAUCGAUAGAUAUAUGUAACUGCCGCCUUUUUCAUAUUGUUCGUAUUAAUGAGUACCGCCUUGUUCAUAAUAGAAGAAAAGAGUUCGUCGAUUUAUAUGAGAACCGAGCGUGUAACAUUUUGCGUUAAAUCGAAUUUAGCGUGUGGACGGAUUCAAGCGCUUAUUUAACGCGCGUUGAAAAAGCGCUCGUGCGAAUGAGGGCUAAGCCAGCAGACUUCGACGGGAGAGGACGCGCGCGCUGGUCUUGCGACGCACCCGCUCAUCAUUAGUUUUAACAUUGUUCCUUUUACCAUAAGAAGUAAGACUGAAUGUAGAAUAUAUUUUUUUUGUGACGAUAAGGAUAACUAUUAGGUAUAUGUUAUGUUGAGUAGUUCUUAUUUGCAAAUCGUUAUUUUGAUUAAUUUAUAAAGUAGAAACCAAAGCGUGAAAUCAUAAUCAUUAACAAAAUCUUGUUGAAACUUAUGUGAUAAAUAGUUAAGUAUAAUUGAUAAUUUCUUAUUGCUA